UGCGGGUGGGCUGCGGCCGCGGGCUGCCGUUUGCAGGUUCCCAGCGAGUGCGGCCCGGCUGCGCGCUGCCGCCGUCGUGGCUCUUGGGCAAAGUCGGCGCGGCGGGCUGGCAUUAAAAUGAAAAGAUGUCCUUGUACGACGAUCUAGGAGUGGAGACCAGUGACUCAAAAACAGAAGGCUGGUCCAAAAACUUCAAACUUCUGCAGUCUCAGCUUCAAGUGAAGAAGGCAGCUCUCACUCAAGCAAAGAGCCAAAGAACAAAACAAAGUACAGUGCUUGCCCCAGUCAUCGACCUGAAGCGAGGUGGCUCCUCAGAUGAUCGUCAAAUUGUGGACACACCACCACAUGUAGCAGCUGGGCUAAAGGACCCUGUUCCCAGUGGAUUUUCUGCAGGAGAAGUUCUGAUUCCCUUAGCUGAUGAAUAUGAUCCUAUGUUUCCCAAUGAUUAUGAGAAAGUAGUGAAGCGCCAAAGAGAGGAACGACAGAGACAGCGGGAGCUGGAAAGACAAAAGGAAAUAGAGGAAAGGGAAAAGAGACGUAAAGACAGACAUGAAUCCAGUGGGUUUUCAAGGCGACCUGACCCAGAUUCUGAUGAAGAUGAAGAUUAUGAGCGGGAGAGGAGGAAAAGAAGUAUGGGCGGUGCUGCCAUCGCCCCACCUACGUCUCUUGUAGAGAAAGACAAAGAAUUACCCCGAGAUUUUCCUUAUGAAGAAGACUCCAGACCUCGAUCCCAGUCUUCCAAAGCUGCCAUUCCUCCCCCAGUGUAUGAAGAACAGGACAGACCGAGAUCUCCAACUGGGCCUAGCAACUCUUUCCUUGCUAACAUGGGUGGCACAGUAGCACAUAAGAUCAUGCAGAAGUACGGCUUCCGGGAAGGCCAGGGUCUGGGAAAACAUGAGCAGGGACUGAGCACUGCGUUGUCAGUGGAGAAGACCAGCAAGCGGGGCGGCAAAAUAAUUGUGGGUGACGCGAUGGAGAAGGGUGAGUCUCAGGAUGCAUCUAAGAAGUCGGAUUCAAAUCCAUUGACUGAAAUACUUAAGUGUCCCACUAAAGUCGUCCUACUAAGGAACAUGGUUGGUGCAGGAGAGGUAGAUGAAGACUUGGAAGUUGAAACCAAGGAAGAAUGUGAAAAAUAUGGCAAAGUUGGAAAAUGUGUGAUAUUUGAAAUUCCUGGUGCCCCUGAUGAUGAAGCAGUACGAAUAUUUUUAGAAUUUGAGAGAGUUGAGUCAGCAAUUAAAGCUGUUGUUGAUCUGAAUGGGAGGUAUUUUGGUGGACGUGUGGUAAAAGCCUGUUUCUACAAUUUGGAUAAAUUUAGGGUUUUGGAUUUGGCGGAGCAGGUUUGAUUUUCAGAACCAGAGCGCAGGUCACCUCCAGGGAUCCUUGAACUAACUGCAGACUGAGCGGAGGAGAAGCGAUGGUGAAAGCCUUCGUGCCUGUCGGAUGCUGAGGCUCUCGGAAGGACUUCUGUGAUGUGUGUUGGUCUAUCCCUUUUUUGUUUUGUGGUUUUUUAAUAUAGCAUAAAAAUCCUUUAAAAAACAACAACAGUUGUGUGCCUCUCUG
Molecule: messenger RNA, 1560 nt
Organism: Lepus europaeus (European hare)
Lineage: Eukaryota; Metazoa; Chordata; Mammalia; Lagomorpha; Leporidae
Product: splicing factor 45
Exons: 12
Coding region: 126-1343 (405 amino acids)
Biological process (GO): alternative mRNA splicing, via spliceosome; mRNA cis splicing, via spliceosome
Cellular component (GO): precatalytic spliceosome
Molecular function (GO): RNA binding
Source: RefSeq, a predicted model, not a curated record